Prorocentrum cordatum is the source of this 2232-nucleotide messenger RNA. The record is from the annotation of a GenBank genome assembly. Lineage: Eukaryota; Dinophyceae; Prorocentrales; Prorocentraceae.
AUGUUCGGCGGAGCGCCUGCUGACGUCACCCCCCAGAACUGCCUAGCCGACCUCUGCUCUAGUUGCCCGCUCUACACCUCGGGGCGCGGCGCCCUGGCAUCCUAUUGCAAGGGCAAGGAUUGGCAGGCCCACGUGCUGAUCCCGCUGGCGGAGGCAGCUGCUCUGCGUCGCGAUCUCGGCCUCCGUCGACCCUGCAUCGAUCCUAAGCUGCGCCAUCCUGCCAUCUGCGGCGUGUUCAUUGCCGCGCUGCGGGGGCGCGGGCGGCGGCGACGCUUUUUCAGCAGCGGGGACAUUUCCAACGCCGUCUACGCCAUGCAGUUGCCGGAGGGCCUCUGCGAGUACUUUUCCAUGCCGCCCGCGCGGGCUGGGCUGGCUGGUGUUUUUGCUUUGGACGGCGUCGCCGUCCGCAAGUCGGACUGGCUGCUGCCCGAGCUCGCCGUUCUCCCCAUGGGCUGCUCCUGGGCGUUCUAUGCCGGUCCGCGACCGCAGCCUCGCAUCAGGCUCGGCUCGCGGCGCCCCGCCAGCGGCGCGGCCUACGUCGACGACUACCUGGUGGCUGCCUGGCAGCGCGCGAAGGUGCGGGCGGUCACGGGCAAGGUCGAGCGCGGGCUCGCGUCGCCCGGCAUCGUGGCGCACGAGCAGGUCGACGCGACCCGCCAGGCCUGCUUCGUGGGCCUUGACCUCGACGGAGAGGUCGUCGUGGUCCAUUGCGUCUGGGUCACGCUGCUCAAUGGGUGCUCGCUCGCCAUCUACGACGCCGUCUGCGCGUUAUUCGUCGUCUUCGCCGAAGCGGAGUGGCGCGGCGAGGUCGCGGCCAGCGACGCCUCCAGCUUGGGCCGCGGUAUCUGCCGCCGCUGCUGCGCGCCCGGGGGCGUCGCCGAAGUGGGGCGCGCCGAUGAGAGGUGGCGCUGCCUCUUCGAGGACUCGGCCCGCCCGCGACACCCCAUGCUGGGGUCGGCCCGCGCGGCCGCCGCGCUGCGCGACCCUGGGCGCCUGCCGUCCGAGGAGGCCAAGGACUGGGGCAAGUCUUUCGGCGAGGUCGACCCCGUCCUGCUUGCUGGGGGCGGCUGGGCGGUCGCCCGCUCGCUCCCCGGGCGCGACGCCUUCGACGUCUAUCGCGCCGAGGGUCUGGCCGUCAGCUCCGCGCUCUGGCGCCGGCAUCGAGUUGCCGGGGCUUUCGGCAAGCGCGUCGCGCGCCUCGUCGACAACGCGUCGCUCGCGUUCGGCAUGGGCGCGGGGCGGGGCGCGUCCGCCCAGCAGCGCAGCCUCGUCGCGCUCCAGGGCGCUGGCACGGGGGUCCUCGCGGCGCCGGCGUCGGCGGCUGCGGCGGCCCGGCAGUGCGAGGCCCUGCGGGGCGGGCUCCUGGUGAGCCUCGCCUACCUCGAGCAGAGGUCGAUCGGCGAGCCCGCGCGGGCCGACUGCAGGAGGCGCGCGGGUGCCUUCAUCGCGCGGUGCUCCGAGCUCCACCUGGGCUGGAGCGACUGGCGCCAGCUGGGCGCGAUUGUCGUGACCUACUUCGACUUCCUGUAUUUCCAAGUCUACGGCGGGGACGACGCCUCGCGUCUGCUGGCGGGCGUUCUCUGGCGCGCGCGGACGCCGCCCCCUUGGCUGGCGGUCGCGGCCAUGGCGGGCGUCUUGCCGGGGCGCGGCCAGAUCGAGCAGGCUAUCGCGAUGAUCCUCGGCGCCGCCUGCUACCUGCGCCCCUCGGAGUGCGACCUCCUGCCUGCGAUGCAGGUGGUCGCCCGCGUCGCGGGGGCCGCCAGGGGGCGAUGCUUCGCCGCCUUGAUGCUGCGCCCGGCAGAGCUCGGGCGCCUGGGCAAGACGGGCCUCUGGGACUUCGCGAUCGCCUCCGACGCUGCUGGGGCUCAAGCGGCGGGCCGCGUCGCGCGCGUGGUUCUUCCCGCCGGCGCCCCUGGGGGCUGCAUGAGGGGCGCGGCGUCCGCCCUCGGUCUGACGGACUUCCCAGCCCCGGCACGCGGUCUGCGCCGCGGCGAGGCCUCGGGCGACCACUUGGCCAAAGGGCGCCAGGCCCUGGAGAUGCAGCAGCGCGGCGGCUGGGCCGCCGACGAGAACUACUGUCGGUGGGCGAAGCAGGCCCGGAUCAUCACCGAGCUGCAGCGCGCCCGGGCUCGCGUCGUCGCCAUCGGCCAGGAGGUGGGCGCGGCCCUGCCAGUGAUCUCCCUGGGCGGCGCCCCGGCUCCCGCGCAGUCGCGGACCUCGCUUGCGCCGUAG